Messenger RNA from Hippoglossus stenolepis (Pacific halibut), 1303 nucleotides. RefSeq names its product calponin 1, basic, smooth muscle, b (gene cnn1b). Gene Ontology annotation, molecular function: actin binding. The record is from RefSeq and is a predicted model, not a curated record. Bases 271 to 1167 code for a protein of 298 amino acids. Lineage: Eukaryota; Metazoa; Chordata; Actinopteri; Pleuronectiformes; Pleuronectidae. Gene Ontology annotation, biological process: actomyosin structure organization. The transcript is spliced from 7 exons.
GGCACGCACAUGGGACGCGUUUAAAAAAGGAUCCAGCUGAGAGAAGUUGUUCAACAUCUGGAGCAGCUGCGACACAAAGAGGAGGAGGACAGGACAGCAGGACAGACAGGGCAGAAGGACAGAGAAGGACAGAGAGGACAGAGAAGGACAGGAGGACACGCAGGGAUUUGUUGGGACUGUUUUAUUCUCAGUGUUGGACACACAGCGGCUCCUCCAUUUUUAAAAACCCUCCUCCUCCUCCUCCUCCUCCUCUUCCUCCUCAGCUGCAGGAUGACAACACAUUUCAGGAGCGGACCUGCCUUCGGACUUUCUGCCGAGGUCAAGAGUAAACUCGCCGGGAAGUACGACCACCAGAAGGAGGAAGAGCUCCGGCUGUGGAUUCAGGACGUGACCGGCAAGAGGAUGGGAGACAACUUCAUGGAGAGUCUGAAGGACGGGGCGCUGUUGUGCGAGCUCAUUAACGUUCUGCAGCCGGGUUCCGUGAGAAAGAUCAACAACUCCACUCAGAACUGGCCUCAGCUGGAAAACAUCGGGAACUUUGUGCGUGCGAUCACAGAGUACGGCCUGAAGCCACAUGACCUCUUCGAGGCCAACGAUCUGUUCGAGAAUGUCAACCACACUCAGGUCCAGAGCACACUCCUCGCUCUGACUGGCAUGGCCAGGUCUAAAGGUUUCCAGUCCAAGUACGACAUGGGAGUGAAGUACGCCGAGAAGCAGCAGCGCCGCUUCGCCCCGGAGAAGCUGAGGGAGGGACGCAACGUCAUCGGCCUGCAGAUGGGCACCAACAAGCUCGCCAGCCAAAAGGGCAUGACCUCGUACGGCACGCGACGCCACCUGUAUGAUUCCAAGAUCGGCAUGGAGAACCCGCUGGACCAAUCGACCAUCAGCCUACAGAUGGGCACCAACAAGGGAGCCAGCCAGGCCGGGAUGACGGCUCCGGGAACCAGGAGGCACAUCUUUGACAAGAAGCUGGACCUGGAGAACUGUGACAGCACCACCAUCUCCCUGCAGAUGGGCACCAACAAAGUGGCGUCCCAGCAGGGCAUGACCUCCUACGGCCUGCCCCGCCAGGUCUACGACAACAAGUACUGCGCCAACCCCACCGAGGGCUGCGACAACGGCAGCGAGGCCGAGUUCGACGGCUACAACCAGUACUCGGAUGAAUAAGAAAUAAAGAGAUGACUCACGGACAGCCACACUGACCCCACCCCCGCCCUCCAUUUUGCUUUGACUCCCGACAAACGACCACGACUGUGACGAGCAGAUUUUUCUUCAUCACUGACUCGUGCCGUCGUUCCCCCCU